UUUUAAGAAACUCAAAGAUGUCAAAAGAAGCUAAAAAUCUUAUAAAAAGUUGAAUUAACAGUCUAAGUACACAGCAGAACAAGCGCCAGAAAAUUUCUGUCGGAAAACUGGACGAUCUUUGUCAGCUCAAGAGAGUUGCAACGAACUGUUUACUAAAAGGAUUACACUGUAAUACAUGCCUGGUAUACUUUCAUGAUAUUAUUAGCAUAGACAACAAUUUCAAGGAACAUCCAAAAAAUAUGGAAGAUGUUUUUCUCCGAUUACGAGGAGCAGCUUUAAAACUAUACUUAGAACAAAGUAUUUUCUUCGGGAAAGUAGUAAAGGCCGCAAAGUUUCAACUGACGGGGUGCAAACUCGUGCCUGACAUAAGGUAAAUAGCACGGCAAAUCAGCUUUAGCCUUUUGACAGCAAGGUACUAAUCAGCCUUGGGUUGAGCUCGCUGAGUUUCACGUUUGACGCUAAUAAAAACAAAAAUAGAACAGGGAUUUUUUUACUCUGCUCCGACGAUGAUGCUCGUUUGUGAUUCUGCAAUCAACGUCGAUCACACUGUGCGAAAGUGAUAGGAAAAGAAUAGGAAAGUGAAAAGGAGCGAGAUCAUUCCAGGUGAUAAUAGUUACCGCUGACGGCGGUAAAUUCAGUUUACUACGUCAAUCGAGGAGAGUGUUCCAAUUGCGCUACAGCAAAGCGGGGAAACGGGUACAAGCGAAGGUGGUGACCCUUUUUCGUAAACAAAUUUCUUGUCAUGUACACACUAGCGACGUCUGAGCGCACUCGCACAAUAAUAGGUAUUAAAAUACCACAUUACAAGUUGCGAGAUACACUCUCGCUUUCAAGUGAGUCCAUUCAAGUGAAAGCUGAAUGGCUCACGUUUUGCGUGGCUAUGACCAACGUUGGUUAUAAGAAAAAACGGCUGUAAAACGGAAACACAAUAACAUCCACAGCAGAUCGGCUUACUUACGGAUAGCCAAACUAAAACGAAAAAUUUUAAAUGUGUAGAUUUUAAAUGGAAAAAAAAACUAAUAUUGGACUAUACAAUGAUUUCUUUGUAAAACGGUUUGCAACAAAGUUUUUUUUUAGAAUGUAACAACUUUACUCUGGCGGUUUUAUUGCUCAAGUAUCAUGAAAUUCAUACUUAUAUUUGUCCGUCAUCAUUGCUGUCGCUUUGUAUCGAAUUUCGUACUUUAAAGCAAAAAUGACAGCAGAAUUCCCCAAUCACAAUCUCGUGUUAAAACGGGAUAGUUACUUAAUGAAAAUCGCGAGUUGAAGCGUCAAAAAGAAGAAUACAUACCUCUUUCCACGGUAUAAACAAAAAGAAUAUAUUGGCAAAACGGGAAAAAUUUAAUAUACAUUAUUAAUAUAUAAUUUUAAUAUAACAGUUAAUAUAUAAUUUUAAAUGUGCGUUGAUCAUAGAAGGGGUUACCAAAGAUGCAGCCAGGAGCUAGUAAUUUAUUAUUUGCCCGGUGUCAAAAAUUAUCCACAUAUUAAAAUAAUAAAUUAAGUUCGACAUAUCAAAAGCAAAUUGAAAAUUUAUGGGAAGAAUUGUCUGCAAAUUUAAACGGUAUGACUGAGCUUACCGGAAGUUCAUAGAAAUGGAAAGAAGAAAACUGCAAUUGCAACUAUCAACUUUUUCAACCUUAUCUCUGCCGAACUCUUCAGUCAUUUAUAAAGCUUCAGCAGUUAUUAGCUCAGAACAUGUUUUUGGUAAAACAUAUUCUGCAAAAAACUCUGUGAACGUAAUCGAAGCUACGUAUAUACCUCAAGAUCUGUCUAUAUCACAUCCUUUUGACGAAGCCCGACACAAUUUAGCCACUCGAAUAAUGUCGAACGGUGUGGAAGUGAUAAUAGCGAGCGAUAAAAACAAAUUAGAUGAAGGCAAUUCAUUAGAAACCAAUCCACUAAAUCAAAGUUCAAACGUUACACAAAAGCCGAUGACAUUGCCGCCCAGCACCAUAAAGAAUCAAAUGAUAAUAAUGUUACUGUCAUCAAGCUCGACUGUUCAACAAAACUUCUCUUCCAAGCUACAGGCCAAAACGACGAAGUUCACUUUACUGCCAGAUGCAGAUCACUUUUUUACAAAGACUUGCAUUACUACUUAUACUUACCGUAUAACAUAUCUCCGAAAUAGUGGAACCAUUGUGGAAAGUAAAGAAAAGAUAAUCUCGAACGUUGCCACUGAGAACAGGCAUUAUCCUGAAAUCACAUAUGGCCAAUCCAUGGGAAUGACAUUGACACGUACACCAGAUUUGGCAGUUGGCGCUUUUGCUACGACUUACUCGUACUACAAUACUAUCAUCGAUUAUAAUAAUAACCCAGUAAUUAUAACAUCGGCCCAUACAGUGAUCAACACUAUAACGGGACCUGAUGACUACAUAGCGUACUUGCAGCCCAUAGAGUCCGCCACGCCGGUAUUAGAGACGAAUACCUAUUAUACUAAAAUUUUACUGACUAAUAAAAAUGACACCGGUGCUAUUUUACACACAAUGUCAAAUAUAUUAACGCAAGUCAUAAUCACCAGAUCGUUACCGCCGGCGCAUAUUACGUCAGUUUUGACAUCUUAUUAUUAUAUGACCGGAGAUGAUGUGAUAAGAAACGUAAGUAAAUAUCUUGAAAGCCACCAUAGCUUCUCGUUAUCUGAAAUGCAACUUGCGACUUUGUCCCCUCAAUCAGAGGAAUCAGGAAUAGACAAUAUACAAUUUUACACCACUUCAAUAUAUAUUGAAGCAUACCAGACGCAUGGCGCAGAGAAUAUUGUUACAAAAAGGAUUCCACAUACGCUGAUACAUUCUGACCUAAUGUCUAAAGUGCGCAGCGACUUACAUAAAAAAAAUAAUAAAAGAGGCGUCUUAGUAGCGAUGGCAACUUUAGAAAAUGGAGAAAUACUAAAAAUAACAGCUGUUGACAUUAUGAAGAAUUCCGUUCCAUCUUAUGCAGCUUCUGUCAUACCACAAGCCAUUAUAACCGCCAACAGUUCCAGUGAUACAGUACAUAAGAAUGUGUCUAAUAAACACGAUCCCACGGUGAACAAUCCACAUCCUAAUAAAUAUGCCAACGAUACUAAGUAUAUACAGAUAAAUCAGAAACAAAACAAAACACAGUUGAAAAUACUUAAGCAAAAGGAGCCAAAAACACCUGAACAGUUGCCCACAAAUCAACUUAUUCAACGCUUGACUGUUCUUAAACCUAUGUUCAAUGUUGUUGCUGGUUUAUUUCAAAACAAUUUUGGUAUUCCAAAUCGAACGCAGCCAGUAAAGCUAAUCCAAAACAUAUAUGUUCCGCAAAAAAAGCUUUCUAAUGACAAAAAGACUGGACAAAUGCUAAAUCGAACCUCGCACCCUCUCUAUAUACCAAUUUUAAGUCUACAAAACGCUGAAAUUAAGGCCAAGAUAGAAAACUCCAUUGAUCAAAUACCACAGAGUUUACGUAGAAAACCAGUUGCCCCAAAUCCACAAUCUUCGCAAUUUAAUAAUAAUAAUAAUUGGUUAAUAUCGCUUCUGUCAGAGAAGAAGAGGCUUGCAUCUUCUAGCACUAAACUACAGACACCAAUGCAAAAUGGAGGCAUCCCCAUACGUCCUGGAGAAGUUAUAACUGCUAAUUCUGAUGUCAUUGUUGGCAAGCCUAAUGGAAUUGUCCGACAAAUACCUUUAAAUCACUUAAUAAACUCUCAUAAUAUAGUACACAAGCAAUACAAAGGUACACUUCUAAAGAGCCCUCUUUUAAAAACUUCUUACGCAGACAGAAGCACUAAUUUGGGAACUGAAGCUAUUCUCCCACUGAUCCCGACAAAUGAGAUAUUGAAUACAAAAAAUUUCAAAAACACCUCGGCAAUAUUAUAUAAGCAACAAAAGCGAGUUGGAAAUUUUGAUAACAAUAUACUUAGACCGCCACCUCUUUCGUCCAUAGUGACUCAACCUCUUUUUUCACUACCACUAGCCCCAACACCAAAGAUCUUAAUAAAAGCAAAUAACUAUUCUGGUACCAGUCUGUUUAAAAACACUUUUGUUCAAAAUAAUGUGUUUAAUCUGCCACUUAUGUCGAACGCAUCUACCAAAAAUGGACUGUCGGUAACAACAAUCAAAAAGAACAAGUAUUCCACAGUCAAACCUUGGGGAAGAAUCCAAAGCCUUCAAACGAAAUUUUUAAAACCACCGAAUAUAUUGAAAAAUACGCAACAGAUAAGCCUGGAUCAAAAUGUUUUAAGCCACAAUGUCAAUGUUCACGUGCCACCUUUGACAUUCAAUUGGGAUCACGAUUAUCCUCAGAGGGCGUCGUUCAUUAAUGGUCAAAUAGUGGAAAGGCAAUACCAUCACCAGCUAUCCGUUACCACGCCGUCUAAGAAAGUUUAUAUGCCGCUAGUAAAGAUCCCGAACGACAGGCAAGAAAUGCAGAUUGAUUUAACACCUCUAAAAAUUUUAGGAACAAUAGCGCCAUCAGUAGGCAUACCACCGCAGAUUGAGGCUGGCAAUUCUUCUAGAUACAUACCAUUACCAACCCCAACCACAUCUCUAGGAAACUCUAACUUUCGAUCCAACGAAACAGACUCACACGUUUGGCAAGCUGAACCGAUGUAUUUUAUAAAUGCAAACAAUGAAAUACCACUAGGCCAGAGAAUGUCAGAUAUAUUGUUAGGCCAAAACCUCUUAAAUAAUCAACUAAAUUUACAAAGCGAAUGGUUCAAACAAUUUAAGAAAAAUUUUACGGUAGGAAAUAAUAAUGUAAUGGAAGACCCUGAGGAUAUUUUAUAUCAACAUAAAAGCAACCACUUUCAAGAAAAGUUAAAUCGAGAAGGUAAUUACGCAGAUGAUGAAUUUAAAUCACAAAAAGAAUACCACCAAUGGCUGCGAACAGCAUCAACUACAAGUGGAGAGCAAUCAACCACUUUGGAAGCAAACAGUGUAGACAUGGAGAUUCCCUUAGUGCUUGAAAACGCAGAUCCACAUCAAUGGGUAAAAGAAAACGAUGAACCAUCAUCUAAAAAUCAACAAACGCACAUACGAAACUUGUCAACUAGACAAGAGAUUAAACACGUGAUUGAACCCCUUCUUUCAACAAUAGACAACCGUUCAACAAUCGCUAUGUCAUAUUACCCAGUAUUGUUCUCAAAACCAAAGGGAGUGUUUCUGUCAGGGCCGAGACAAGAAAUUAACCUUCAAUCGAAAAAAACGGGUCCGAUUACUAAAUGGUUUAUACAUCAGAAAAUUGGUGACGUUUCUAAGUCCGACAGGUUAGAUAAUGGUGAACCACCCGAAAAUCCACUCAAUAAUACAGUGAAACGAGAAUCUCUGUGGGAGACUGGCCCACAAUUAUUUCAAAUGAAACAAACCUUAAAAGGUCUUGUUAUUGGAAAUUGGUCCAUCAGCAAAACUAACGCAAAAUAUAAUAAUAAUUCAACGUCUUCUAUUCAAAAAACCAAAAACGAUAUUGAUGAAUACGAUUUAUCACGGUCAUCAACGUCUUACUUUUAUUCACAUAAUUUAAAGUUAUUGCCCAACAUUUAUAGCUUAAAUCCGACAUUUCCAGCAUCAACAGAAAAUCUGGCCUCGUUUGCUAGGAAGACAUUUAUUCCACGUAAACGUUAUUCCACCCUCCAAAAAGAGUCGAUAUCAAGCAUAACACCAGAACUAGCGUCUACACCACUAACAUACUUUAAGAUUACUCCAACAAUGCAUGUUUUAAAUAAAAAAUUCGAUCUUGUUUCUCAAUUUUCGCGUAGCUUAAUAACCAGUGAGAGCAGUAAGAACAAGCUGGUAUAUGUAGAGCAAUUAAAGUCUAACAGCAAAAUCAUAAGUUCAAAACUAAAUGCGAUCAAAUUGCUGCACUCCUUGGAAUCUUCCGAAACCUACCUUCCGGCAAGUCUCACAACGUCAUUCUGGAUUACAACGAUUACGACUACUACCGCCACCGCACUUAAGACCGUCGAGACGGCUGCAAAAUUCAUGGGAAAUACAACGUAUUCCACGGAAGCAGCCACUGCAACGGCGACUAUUAUUACUCCAACCGAAACUGUCAAGACAAUUGUUAGUGAAACCAGCUUUAAAAUUAAUACAAUCACAUCGCGGACACGAACGUUUAUGAACAAUAUAAAAAGUGCCUAUUCAAAAAUUUUGCAAUUUACCACAGUUACGACGGCGCAACUAACAACAAGUCGAACAUUGCAGAACCAGCCAAUCUUAAUAACUUCUUCACUUCGCGCGCUUGCGCCGCACUUCAGUUUAUUCCUAGAGUCAGUAACUAUUCAAGAAUAUGAAUAUCAGGAGCAAAAUGAUAAUGUGACCGAAGUUAACAACAUUCCUCAUCUUAAAAACCAUGCUCAGAUUACUUAUAAAAAAAAACCAUACCCUUCCGUAGAAAUUCUUGUGCCCGAUAGUUCUCUUGAAUUAGGUAAUUCCGUCAGCUUUAGAAAACAUCAGUGGACGUCAUCUACCGAUGAAGGGCCUGACAGCAUCUUUAUAGUUAUGACUAACGACAAGAAAAAUUCAAAGUUAACAUCUCAACAAGUGAAAGAUAUUAACACCGAUCUUAGACUUGGGAAUGAUAGUCGUAAUUCUAACAGUACUCUCUUAGAUUAUGAUUAUAAUUUAUCGUUUGAUUUACCAACAAACGAUGAAAACCUUUUUUUAAGCCGGAAUAUAAAAACAAACGCAACAUACAAUGUUAGUGCAGUUGUAAACAAUAUACGGGUAGGAGAUAUGUUUGUCCAGACGUCGCCUGAAUCUACAAUUGAAAAGUACACAUAUGAUUAUAAUUAUCCAUUUUCAUCGGAUUUUACGUCCCGGUUACAAUAUAAUAAAAAUGUGGUCGAAACCAAGUGUCAACCUGCGUGCAAGUCCACGCACAACGAAUAUUGCACUUUCAUUGACUACGAUUGGCGCUGUAGUUGCCGACCUGGGUUUGCUCGUAUAUUUCCGCAUCACUUCUGUAAACCCACCUUCACAUAUAUCUGCAGCAUACAAGCACUACGAAUAAGAAGUUACCCGGUAAAGCAAGAAAAAGAUUUUUUAAAUGAUACCACCGAUUAUUUCGAGCAGUUGGUGCAUACAUUGUAUGAUGCUUUUGAUCGUAUGGUCAUGCAAUCAGAUUUCCGGGAUGUGUGUAAUGGAAUUCAACUAGCAAAUUUUUCAGUAAAUAAAAUUCCCGAAAACAAAGAAACGACUUUAGCUUACGACAACCUUACGGUAAAUUUUUUGUUCCAGCUCUCUAAAAAUAGCAAUGAGAAACGUUUGCAGGAGGUUUUUAAAAAACAGUUGCGUUUAAGCAAUUACAGUAUUGGCGGCACAGAUCUAUACAUUAGCGGCGCAGAUUCACUGAUUAUAAUGGAUUUCGAUGAAUGCAACAACAAUAAAUUUCACGACUGCUCUUCAAAUGCACACUGCUUCAACCUUCAAGGCACCUACACUUGCAGUUGUCGUGAAGGCUUUAUCGAUCUCUCCAAAAAUAACGUACAUCCUGGACGUUUGUGUUCGGCAGAAAUAAUUGGUUGCGCUCAAUGUCAGUAUCAGGGUAAAUGUACUUUAAGCGGCUUAAAAUCAAAUAGCUACAUAUGCGAAUGUUUCCUAUGGUACACAGGAGCAAAAUGUGGCGUCAAUUUGAAAAUGUUUCUUAUAGGUUUUAUUGCUGCUGGAUCUUUUUUACUUAGUUUGCUAUUCUUUUCUGUGCUACUGACAUAUAUAAGACGCAAAAAAGUUUGUGGUGUAGAUCCUUCCAUUUUGACAUGCAUAACAAUACCGGAUCAUCCAGAUUUCAAUAGAGACAAAGAAUUUCAAUCGACGUCUCCGCACUGUGCCAGCAAAUACUAUAAUUCUUCAUCCAACUGCGUACGUAACGUUUCUGGUGCAUUGCCUACAGCAAAAUCUAAAAAAAAAGGCAUUAUAUUGGAAAAGUGCGCCAUAAUCAAAGAUUCCAGUAGCGAUUCAAGCGAUAACUCUGUGGUUUCUACUAUGAGAACCAAAGGAACUUUGGCAGAUACUAAGAAACUUUUAAAAUCAAACAUUGCUGGCCGUACUGGAAAGAGACUUAAUAACUUUACUACCACAGGCACUUUUUUAAACCAGCGAAAGCAACGGAACAUGCGCGUAUUACUGGAUUCAAGUGUUUUUAUGUCCGCCACGACGGCAUACAACAAUAAAAACUAUGCCGUAAGCGAUCAAAACUUUUCUAACUUAAGGUCUAAAUAUGAUUUCAGCGACCCAAAUGAGAGUUCUCAAAAUAAAAUUGGUGCUGAAAGUUUGCAUGACGGCCAUUACGGUGAAGAAUCUGAUCGCUCAUUAACUGUAAUGAUACCUAGAGCCAAAUAUUACCCUUCGGCUAUGCAGCAAAUAUUAUUGCAACAUCAGUUGGCUAUGGAGCGUAAUAACAACUUGCAAUGCGAGCGGGGCACUCAAAACGAAGAAGACAUAUUGUUUGAAAUAAAUAAAUGUACUAAUAUUGCGAAUUCGAGCGGUAAUAUAGGCUUAGAAGUUCAAAUAAUGCCGGGGGCUUUAGUUUCAGCCGGUUACGAGGUUUCAGCUAUUGUGAAAGAAAGCAAUUCAGCAUUUGCUUCGAACUAUCCAGAACAAAGUCCAAACUUAACGGCUUCAGAGGACUUGAGACAGGAACUAGCACGAUCGAUCAGGUGCGAUCGCGUAAAAUUUCAUUGCGCCACAAAGUAAGUGCAGUGCCAACCGCUAAUGUUAGUGCAUUUAGCUAAAAAAAGUAGUAACCACAAAAUUUUUUAUUGAAUUAAAUUCCUCUUACAAAUUUACAAACAAUAUGUGUGAAUGUUUCAAUUGAACUCAUCAGAACUGAUGUCAUAGUAAAAAUGUUGUUGUUCAAAUGCUU
Molecule: messenger RNA, 8814 nt
Organism: Glossina fuscipes
Lineage: Eukaryota; Metazoa; Arthropoda; Insecta; Diptera; Glossinidae
Exons: 10
Coding region: 1590-8645 (2351 amino acids)
Molecular function (GO): calcium ion binding
Source: RefSeq, a predicted model, not a curated record